AGGGUUAAAUUAUUCAGGAUUACCUGCCAGUAUGAAGUCACAUGAUAGCGUGACCUCGAGUGAGUCAAAAAAUGUCCGUAGGAGAUCAGGUGAAUGUUGCCUUCCCUCGCACACCUUCACAGGGAAACAUGAGAAGAGAAAUCAGACACCUGCCUCUUUCCCCUCCUCACAACUGCCCUCACCAUUGUUCAUUUGGCUUGUAGUUUCUGUAGCAUUGGCACAGACGGAGCGAGGAAUUGCGUUCAAACUCCAAAGGAAAUUCAGGACCUGUAGAAGCCAAAGUCAGGGUUGGUGAAGGUUUGAUACUCUGCCUUGAAUUUGGGCUCAACUGCAAGCUGACUCUCUUCAGUGGUUUUACGUUAACGGGUAAUGCCCUGCUUCUACUAAAACUGUCAGGAACGUCAUGUCUGUUCGAGGCACCGUUCCUCCUCCGGAUUACUACCCCUUUGACAUUGCCUUAUCUGCCCAGCCACCUGAAGAUCUGCAGGGCUUUUAUAAAGGAAACCAACACAUGCUGAGCAGAUCUGGCUCUUAUUAUGGCCUGGCCACAGGAGGGGUCAGGUCUGCUUGGGAUCAAGGGCAAGCUAGGGCGACUACUCCUGCGCCUACUCCUGGCCCUCAUCCUCCACUGCCCCCUCCACCUCCUCCCCCGCCCUCGGCUCAUGAGAUCAGCCGUUUGUACAGGGAUUCUCUGGCUGUCAGGAUGAUCCCAGACAGUCAGCGUAUUCGCAGUAGAGCUGCCUCACCUGCUUGCUUCGGCAUCGAGUCUGCCGUGUCCAGAUAUUCAGCCGAACAGGCCUCUUUAGGUGCCCAUUCCCUUUACGGCAACGGCCUUCAUCUGGAAUCCUGUCAUCCGCCCUCCACUUGUAUCGUGGUGGACCCCACGGCUUCGGCCAUGGAUGGAACGCUUCCUCGAGGGACUCAGGCUUAUGGCUCCUUAGCAACACAGAGGAUGCCCUAUGACCCCACUUAUGAUCCGAGCACAGGUAUGGUGCCUUCUGUGCCAGCUCAACUGACCACCGGGAUGCCCACCCAUCACCCUUCGGCAGCCGCUACUGUAGACCCAAAGAGAACUGUGGAUCCAGGGUUUCUUGCUCUCCUGCGCUCCGAGGGUCUGUCAGAAAGCGCCAUAACCCUUCUUCUCCAGCAAGGUUUUGACUCAACUGCCAUGCUUGCCAUGAUGGAAGACCACGAUGUCCGUGCUGUGGCACCAAACCUGGGCCAGGCACGUGCGUUGUCACGUGUGGUUCUUAAUUGUAAGACAGAUGCGACGGGUGCCACAGCCAUGCGCGGUCGUUCUAACAGCUUCAGCCACUGCAAUGACCUCUACAUGCAGCCUCAGGCCCUCGGCAUGGAUGCCCACCUCAUGCAACAGCCUCCCAGCGCCCUGCAGUCCGUCUCCCCCAGAAUGGGAGAGUUUAUGGGUCGCCGGCCAAGCAGCGCUCCCUCUCAGCAUCUGCUCGAAACCGCAGCGUACCCUGCGGUUCGCUCGCUCAGAGGUCUUCCAACUAGUCCGGGCGGUUAUAGCAACGCGCUUCCGCAAGCGAGACCCCUGUCCAUGUACAAUACCCACAGUGGCCUCAGCAUGUCCGGUUUGCCAGCUCAACAGCAGCCCACCAGUCACGGGGCAGCACCCAAGACCUUCUCCAGCAAUUACACGCCCAUGGAGCUGAUGAAGCGCCCACCAAACCUGCCAGCUCUCUCUCCGGCUCAAAGCCCCCAUCACAGCCCUCAGUUACUGCGGAAAGGAGCGCCUGUGGAGUCUGCUGUCCUUCCGGCAUCUUCUGCCCAUCAGCCUCAAACCAUUAAUCCAAACAACAAGCAGACCCGUCGCACCGGACCGCCCGUCAUCGUAUCCACCAUGGCUUCUCCCGACACAAGUAUCAGACCUCAGAACAUGAACGGUCCUCUUCAUCCUCGUCCUCUGAUCGCGCUGUUGGACGGGCGUGACUGUACGGUUGAGAUGCCCAUACUGAAGGAUCUGGCCACUGUGGCGUUCUGUGAUGCCCAAUCCACACAAGAGAUACACGAGAAGGUGUUAAAUGAAGCUGUCGGGGCUCUGUUGUAUCACACCAUCACACUCACAAGAGAAGAUCUGGAGAAGUUUAAAGCUCUGAGGAUUAUUAUACGCAUCGGCAGUGGAUAUGAUAAUAUAGACAUUAAAGCUGCUGGAGAACUCGGGAUUGCGGUGUGUAAUAUUCCGUCUGCAGCAGUGGAGGAAACGGCCGACUCGACUCUGUGUCACAUUCUUAAUCUGUACCGGAGGAACACGUGGCUGUAUCAGGCGCUGCGAGACGGAACGCGCGUUCAGAGCGUUGAGCAGAUCCGUGAGGUGGCAUCAGGAGCCGCGCGUAUCCGUGGAGAAACACUCGGACUCAUCGGCUUCGGUCGUUCGGGUCAGGCGGUCGCUGUGAGGGCAAAAGUGUUCGGCUUCAAUGUCAUCUUUUAUGACCCGUACCUGCAGGAUGGACUGGAGCGAUCGCUGGGCGUUCAACGCGUGUACACACUGCAGGAUCUGCUGUACCAGAGCGACUGUGUGUCUCUACACUGUAACCUUAAUGAACAUAAUCAUCACCUCAUUAACGACUUCACCAUUAAACAGAUGCGUCAGGGUGCGUUCCUGGUGAACACCGCUCGUGGAGGUCUGGUGGAUGAGAAAGCUCUCGCUCAGGCGCUGAAGGAGGGCAGAAUACGAGGAGCCGCUCUCGACGUUCAUGAGACUGAACCGUUCAGUUUUGCACAGGGUUCUCUUAAAGACGCCCCAAAUCUCAUCUGCACUCCACACUCGGCCUGGUACAGCGAACAAGCGUCUCUAGAGAUGAGAGAAGCUGCAGCUACAGAGAUACGCAGAGCCAUCACAGGUCGUAUUCCAGACAGUUUGAGGAACUGUGUUAAUAAAGAGUUCUUCGUGACGUCGGGCCCGUGGGGUGUGAUGGAGCAGCAGAGCGUUCAUCCUGAGCUCAACGGCGCCACCUACAGCCAUGUGAACCAAUCACUGCAAGCCAUCACAACAAGCUCCGCCCCCCAAGAGAAAUUCAAUGCCUAAAUGAAGAGCAGGUUCCCAUCAGCUGUGGCUGGAGUGGCAUCAGGGGGCGUUCCAGCAGGUUUGGAGGGUCUGGUGCCAGUUCCACACUCAAUGCCCUCGGGCAACCGAGCAUCCCGGACGCCGUCCCCAAACCAGCCCUCGAAACACGGAGAGACCAGAGGCCACCUGCUAGAGCAAUAGCAUUAGCAUUAGCAUCAUAACACAAACCCAGAGAACUGUGAUCCAAGACGAACUUGUUUUAGGGACAUCUCUGCCUCUUUUAUUGGAUGAUUUUCCUUUCUGCUGUUUUGGAGGAAACUCAUGUUUUAUUCUUGCGAUUGCGGCACAGAGGCUCCGCCCCUCCGGAACAGAAACUUGCCAUGCUGAUGGACCACACCCACUUUAUUUUCCUGUUAGUUUGAAGUGUUUUUGCUUUCAUCUCUUAAGUGUGAAUCAUUUCGUUUAAAAACUGUUUUCAAAAUGGACAAACAUAUACUGACUGCCAGCAGGUGAACUACAGUGACACGCUCCAGGCCACGCCCACUCAUCUAUCCAUCACAAUGAUUGACAGCUUAGUGCUCUUCUUUGAUUGGCCAAGGAAUGUUAUACCAAACGAAACAUUUCUCACGUGUGUGUGUUCUUUGCAUACCUGUUCAGCAAACUGUGAUAUCUAUAGAUGUAGACUUUAAAUACGGUUCUCUUCUAGUUCAGCAGAUGAUGUUUAAAUGAAGCUCAUUUCUUAUUUUAUACUGUUGAGUUUUUGGUUCUGUCUCAUCCACAACAGCUUCACUCAGCUAAAUGACUCAGGAAGAUCACAUGGUCACUCACUACCCCACCUGACCCUGACCCCCACCUGUCCCUGACCUCCACCCCCACCUGACCCCCACCUGACCCUGACCUCCACCUGUCCCUGACCUCCACCUGACCCUGACCCCCACCUGUCCCUGACCUCCACCCCCACCUGACCCCCACCUGACCCUGACCUCCACCUGUCCCUGACCUCCACCUGACCCUGACCCCCACCUGUCCCUGACCUCCACCUGACCCUGACUCCCACCUGACUCUGACCCCCACCUGACCCUGACCUCCACCUGUCCCUGACCUCCACCUGACCCUGACCCCCACCUGACCCUGACCCCCACCUGACCCUGACUCCCACCUGACUCUGACCUCCACCUGUCCCUGACCUCCACCUGACCCUGACCCCCACCUGACCCUGACUCCCACCUGACUCUGACCCCCACCUGACCCUGACCUCCACCUGUCCCUGACCUCCACCUGUCCCUGACCCCCACCUGUCCCUGACCUCCACCUGACCCUGACUCCCACCAGACUCUGACCCCCACCUGACCCUGACCCCCACCUGUCCCUGACCUCCACCUGACCCUGACCCCCACCUGUCCCUGACCUCCACCUGUCCCUGACCCCCACCUGACCCUGACCUCCACCUGACCCCCACCUGUCCCUGACCUCCACCUGACCCUGACCCCCACCUGACCCCCGCCUGACCCUGACCUCCACCUGUCCCUGACCCUGACCCCCACCUGUCCCUGACCUCCACCUGACCCUGACCCCCACCUGUCCCUGACCCCCACCUGACCUCCACCUGACCCCCACCUGACUCUGACCCCCACCUGACCCACACCUGACCCUCACCUGACUCUGACCCUGACCCCCACCUUUCCCUUAACCCCACCUGACCCACACCUGACCCUGACCCCCACCUGACCUUGACCCCCACCUGACCCUGACUCAAAGGUGUUUUGAGUAAGAGAUAAUGUGUAGAUGUCCCUGUGCAGUCGUGUUUCACUCAUGUUAGUGUUUUUAUAAGGCAACACGUGGUCUCAUGGUGUUGUGCUUUCUGAACAUUUAAAAAUGAAGGUUUUUGCAAGUCUGGUUUUUAUUGGCUAGAUAAAUGUUAAAUAGUCGUGUGUGUGUGUGUGUCCCUCCCAUGUUUUGUGUCCUUUAUUUGGUUUAUUCUCUUGAAUGUGUUUGUCAGAAAGAAACUCAGUUUCAUUAUUUGUGUUUUAAUGAACGUUUAAUAUUCAGAACACUUCAAAUAAAAUGUGCAGUUUUGAGGUUCAAAGCAUAGUUUUAUGGAUUUAGAAAUAGUUGGAUGAGAAUUAUAUUUCAUUAAUGAUGAGUUUCAUGUAAUUAAAUAGUUUGCGUUCCCUCGCAAUAAGAUUGUGUGUGUGUGUGAGUGUGUGUGUGUGUGUGUGUGUGUGUGUGUGUGUGUGUGUGUGUGUGUGUGUGAGUGUGUGAGUAUGUGUGUGUGUGUGUGAUGAGUGUUUGU
Molecule: messenger RNA, 5318 nt
Organism: Xyrauchen texanus (razorback sucker)
Lineage: Eukaryota; Metazoa; Chordata; Actinopteri; Cypriniformes; Catostomidae
Product: C-terminal-binding protein 2-like
Exons: 10
Coding region: 404-3046 (880 amino acids)
Molecular function (GO): oxidoreductase activity, acting on the CH-OH group of donors, NAD or NADP as acceptor; transcription corepressor activity; NAD binding
Source: RefSeq, a predicted model, not a curated record